Molecule: messenger RNA, 945 nt
Organism: Aspergillus oryzae RIB40
Lineage: Eukaryota; Fungi; Ascomycota; Eurotiomycetes; Eurotiales; Aspergillaceae
Product: legume-like lectin family protein
Exons: 5
Coding region: 1-945 (314 amino acids)
Biological process (GO): endoplasmic reticulum organization; endoplasmic reticulum to Golgi vesicle-mediated transport; Golgi organization
Cellular component (GO): Golgi membrane; endoplasmic reticulum membrane; COPII-coated ER to Golgi transport vesicle
Molecular function (GO): D-mannose binding
Source: RefSeq, a predicted model, not a curated record
AUGCUGCUCCCGCGGCUCUCUUCUCUGCUGUGUCUUGCUGGCCUGGCGACUAUGCCAGUGGCCAAUGCUUACGACGGCGACGAGAACAUCAAGAGCAUCCCACCAUACCUGGAUUCAGACUUCCAAAGCCGCUGGUUCGAUUUUGGUGGUGACACGAUAAUCCGCGCAGACAAAUACAUCCGUCUUACGGCCGAUCGACCCUCGCAGCAGGGCUGGAUCUUCUCCCGUGUUCCCCUUACUGCGACAAACUGGGAGAUCGAGGUCGAAUUCAAGAUUCAUGGAAAUGGUAAUCUGCACGGCGAUGGCUUUGCCAUGUGGCUCACCAAGCAGCGCGCCACGCAAGGUCCCGUCUUUGGAUCAACGGAUAACUUCGAGGGUCUCGGUAUCUUUUUCGACACAUACAAGAACAACCGUCCCGGCACCUCGUUCCCUUACGUCAUGGCUAUGAUGGGCGACGGACAGACCAGCUACGACCAGGCGCACGACGGCAAGGCCAAUGAAUUGGCUGGUUGUUCCGCCCGUGGUCUGCGUGGCGCUUCGAUCCCCACCAAGGCUCGUUUAACGUACUUCCAGGACAAAUCAUUGACUCUAGACUUGCAGUACAAGUCUGAGGACAGCUGGACCAACUGCUUCACCCUGACCGCACCCGAGACCAACAUUGCUAUCCCGUCCGUCGCGUACCUGGGCUUCUCUGGCGAGACCGGUGAACUGAGCGAUAACCAUGACAUUGUCUCAGUGAAAUCGCAGAACCUUUACAGUGUUGGACCUUCCAGUCGAUCUAGCCGUGGACCAAGCGCCGACAGCGGCCGCGUCAAGAAGACCAAGAAAAGAAAGGGAAGCUGGAGCGGGUUCCUGUUCAAGACCGUUCUGUUCUUUGUUGCUGUUGCAGGCUGCUACGUCGGGUUUACCAUGUACCGGAACAAGCAGAGAUACUCGAGGUUCUAA